CACAAUGAAACAUUUCAUUAUACUUGGACUAAUAAUUGUAGCCAUCUUCCUUAUAUGCAAAUGCCAGGCAGAAGAAAAUAUUUCAAAUAACCGUAAAUGGCUGGAAAUUGAAAAUAUUUCAUAUCGUAUUGAACCCGAUAAUAAGUACACUUUGAAACAGGCAGUAGCCGAGUGUAUAAAAGAUCAUUCAAAUUUAAUAAUGCCCGAAGGUCACAGCAACUAUGCCAAAUUGAAAGAUGCCCUUAAACAUGACUUUAAAAAUUCUUCAUCGUUUUGGAUUAACAGCAGGGCAAAAUGGAGCGAUGUCUCACGACAGAUGAAUUUAGCAAGCCACCAAAAGUGUUUCAAAAUAGACAACAAUUCAAAUAAAAAGACAACAACUUUUAAUCCUUUACCACAUGAUUGUGAACAUCAACUGGGUUUCAUUUGUGAGAAACGCUUUUUAAAUGAAUUUUCAUUCUUUAACAACGGCACCAUUAACUACUUGGUGCAGCCAAAUAAAGAGUUUACCUUCGAACAGGCCUCUCAUCAGUGCCAACAGCGACAAAUGUAUUUGGUGACAUUUGAAAAUUAUAUCCAGAAUACUUUACUUAAGGAUUAUAUAUUUUACAAUUAUAAUUCCAAGGUCAGUUUUUGGUUUGACUGCGGUAAUAGUACCGAUAACAAUUGUGCCACCCAACAACAACAUAAUAAAUUGGGUUUUAUCUGCCAGCAGAGUUAUUUAAAGCCGCCAGUUAUCACUAUGAGACAUUGGGUUUUGAUUAUAUUAGUGACAUCGACGGUUUGCUUAGCCAUCAUUAUUAAAAUAAUAGCAAUUUUAAUUCGCAGAUCUAUGUAUAAAAAAGUAAAAUCAUUUAAUUUGCCAGUAACACACCAAACAGAAUUACCAGAAGCUGUCGUUACCACGACAAUUGGAUCUUAGUUCUGUAACUAGAGUAAUCAAAUAUUCGAUAUAUACAAAAAACCGGUUCAAAUAACCGGUUUUUAGCUAUUUUCGUCAAUU
This is a messenger RNA of Calliphora vicina (urban bluebottle blowfly), 1003 nucleotides long. RefSeq lists its product as uncharacterized. Bases 5 to 922 code for a protein of 305 amino acids. NCBI's taxonomy places the organism in Eukaryota, Metazoa, Arthropoda, Insecta, Diptera, Calliphoridae. The record is from RefSeq and is a predicted model, not a curated record. The transcript is spliced from 4 exons.